This is a messenger RNA of Echinostoma caproni, 957 nucleotides long. Lineage: Eukaryota; Metazoa; Platyhelminthes; Trematoda; Plagiorchiida; Echinostomatidae. The record is from the annotation of a GenBank genome assembly.
UCGGAAAAAUCCAGUUCUUUCAAAUGCUGCACUUUUGGAGCGUCUCGUCUUCCGCAACGUCACUUGGCUACUGGAGCAUUUAACGGUCGCAUGGCUAUUUGGGAUUUGGGAUCUGGAGGCCAUUUGGAUGUUCCAGUCUAUGGAGUUCAAGCCCAUUCAGAAAUCGUUAACACGAUCGAUGCUGUCGGUGGUUUGGGAAUCGGGGAGGGGGCCCCAGAAAUUGCCACCGGUAGUCGUGACGGUACUGUGAAGGUAUGGGAUCCGAGACAGGCUAAAAUCCCCGUUGCGACCAUGGAACCGGGACCCACAGAGGGUACUGACCUUCCUUCCUCCAUUUCCAAUAAUCGCCGAGAUUGUUGGACCGUUGCGUUUGGUCAUGCAUACAAUUGCCAGGAUCGAUGUUUGGCCGCUGGUUAUGAUAACGGGGAUGUCAAAUUGUUUGAUUUGCGCGCGAUGAAAGUUCGAUGGGAAACAAAUGUAAAGAACGGAGUUUGUUCUUUACAGUUUGACCGAAAAGACAUCGAAAUGAACAAGCUAGUGGCAACCACUUUAGAAGGAAAAAUCCACGUGUGGGAUAUGCGUACACAGCACCCAAAAAAGGGCUUCGCUUCUUUAACUGAGAAAGACCAGGGCGCAACGAUCUGGCAAGUGCGACAUUUGCCACAGCAGCGUGACGUAUUCAUGACUGCCGGUGGGAACGGAUCUCUUUGCCUGUGGCAGUAUCAUUAUCCAGCAAAACGUCGACGAACGGUUCGUGAAGCCGGUCCGGAAGGACGAGGAGAUAUUGAAGUAGCUCAAGGCGUGAUUGGCACACUUUCACAACUACAAAAUGUUGUUCUGUCCAAUCAGCCGGUGAACAGUUUGGAUUGGUGCGCGGACAAACUGGGUUUGGCUGUCUGUGUCUCAUUCGACCAAACCUUGCGAUUGUUGAUUGUCACUAAGCUCAAUAAAUUGUGA